AUGGGACGGACUCAGAGACGCCGUGCUGCGCCUCGUUCCCGUCAGAGGCGACGACGACGCUCGCAACGCGGGGGCAAGUUAUUUGAUGAGCAAAAUCUGUUGAACAAAACGGGCAUAGAAUUUCAUUGGCUUCGCUAUCAGUACAUGGGACCUGGCACCCAUUUGAAAAAACGAUUGGCCCGCGGGGAUCCCGACAUCAACCGGUUAGACAGAAUUGCCAAAGCUCACGACAUUGACUAUGACAAGGCCAAGACCUUGAAAGAUAAAUGGGCAGCCGAUCGCAAGAUGAUUGCCAAGAUUGAUCAACUCCCCGGCCGCAAAAGCCUGACGGAACGCAUUGUCAAAAACAUUAUGGAAGCUAAACUCAGAUUGGGCAUGUAA
Porites lobata is the source of this 381-nucleotide messenger RNA. Lineage: Eukaryota; Metazoa; Cnidaria; Anthozoa; Scleractinia; Poritidae. The record is from the annotation of a GenBank genome assembly.